AUGCUGCGCCGAGUCGCCGCGGUACAAGGCGGCCCAGCCAUCAGGCAGUUCUGCUCCCUCAUCCACACAAGACGAUCGCGCGAGACGGAGAUGGGUCUCUUGAAAGUCGACAGCACCGGCAUUGAGCGAGCUCUAGAGUUGACAAAACGGCUUCGGGUAUUGACGGGACGGACAACAUUCGGCGCGUUUUUGACGCGCCUAGUCCAAUACCACAUUGCCGAGGCCGUCGAUAAUACCAAAGCAGGGCGACUGCGAGCCGAUGGAGCCGAGAUUAAGAAAGCGAUGAACAAAUUCGGAUGGAAGGAGGCGGAGCGACCGCGGUUCUUCCAGUACCUGCGACAAGGCCGGUCGUGGCGCUCGAUCUGUCAAGAGCAUGUCGGGUUGCUGAGCUUGAUACCCCUCAAAGCAGAAGCGCCCUAUGGCGUGUCGGCAAACGACUACCUCAGUAUGAAAGGAGACGAGCUGGACACGUUCGCGCAGAUGAUCGACGACCCGUUUAUCGCGGGCCUCGCCGGGGCUGCAGCGGCGUUUCAAGACAUGGUUCUGGGCACGAGGCAUGAUGCCGUGUUUGUGUGGGAGAAGAGCCAGCCUCAGCUGCAUACCUGGGAAAGCUACAUGGCCGAGGCCACCCUGCUUGACAUGCUACGGCCCCACCCGAGCUACGAGGACUGCUGUUACGACAAGAAAGACUUUGCAGACGCUCCCAAGCCGCCAUGCUGGCCAAAGGACUGGGCCUGGCCCAUGGAUCCGCUCGAAAUCCCUCUGCCUCAUAAGCAAUGCGAUCUCUGCGACGACGCCAACGACUGCUGCUGUCGUCGCACGAAAGUGAUUGCAGCACGGAAGCCUCAAAUCAAAUCAUUCGGGGAGCAGGGCGUAGGCCUCCAGGCUCUCGCCACGCACGAGGGUGACUUGGCCUACCACAAGGGCGACAUCAUCGGGCAGCUCACGGGGCGGCUCGUGCCAAAAGACUCCCACCCAUACAACUCCCUGUGGAUCGUGGAGAUGCGACGGUUCGAUCUCGAGGGCGACCCCAUCGUCUGUCAGAUUGAUGUCGGGGGGCCCGCCAGCACCUUUCGUAACCUGAACCAUUCGUGCCGCUCGUCGGCGAGGUUCAUACCUCGCAGAGCAUCGGGGAGAUGGAUCAUGGCUGUCGAAGCUACGAGGGACGUGAGGCAUGGUGAGCAAAUCACCAUUAAUUUUGGCAAAGCAUUCUUGCGAAAUCAGGGUAUCCGGUGUGAGUGCGAGAUUUGCCAUGUACCUACAUGA
Clonostachys solani is the source of this 1266-nucleotide messenger RNA. The record is from the annotation of a GenBank genome assembly. Lineage: Eukaryota; Fungi; Ascomycota; Sordariomycetes; Hypocreales; Bionectriaceae.